This is a messenger RNA of Penicillium alfredii, 1854 nucleotides long. RefSeq names its product putative C6 transcription factor. The annotation marks the transcript as partial. The record is from RefSeq and is a predicted model, not a curated record. Lineage: Eukaryota; Fungi; Ascomycota; Eurotiomycetes; Eurotiales; Aspergillaceae. The transcript has 5 exons.
GAAGAUGAGCCACCACGACAGACAAUUCCAACCGUUGGCUCCGGGGCCGCCACGAAUAUUCGCCCCGCAGACGUCGACAGCGAUUACUCGGCCAAAGAAGAAUUCCACAGCUUGCCUGGCCUGCAAAGCGGCGAAACGAAAGGUGAAUCAGGCAAUUGUUCUGGUCCCCCGGAGCCAUGUAAAGCGUGCCGAAGUUCCAACACCGAAUGCCAUUUCGACCCAAGCCGAGAUCUUCGACGCAAAGUCGCCGUGAAACGAACAAUCCAGGAGCUCAGCAAUUACAAAGAGUUGCUCGAUUCCUUGCUUAGUACCCUCCGAUCAGCGGAUCAACCCGAGAUAGACAAGGUGAUGAACCUGAUUCAAAACGAUCGUUCGCUGCAGGAGCUCGCUUGUGCCGUAGGAUGUUCAGCCACUACCUUCGAAGACGCUGGGACACUGUCGGCGACAAGUCACUUGGCAAUUUCGGAAGAUGGGGACCAUCCUAUGGAGAUGAAUACUGGCCAGCUGAACACAAAGGUCGUAUCGGCUUCGGAUACAGAGGUAACCUCACCAGAUGAGGCCCAUCCCAAAGAGGGCUCGCAGACAGGGUCGAGCCCGUAUGCCCGUAUAUCAUUGGAAAGCCUAUGCGAUAACCCCCCUUUCAUGGUGCCAGCGAGGCCAUGGACGGAAGUUACCGAUGACGAGGCUUUAGUCUCGCAUCUUGUUUCGCUGUACUUCACAUGGGAUCAUCCAUGUGCGCAAUUCGUCGACCAAACCAUUUUUCUUGAGCAUAUGAAGCUCCAAGACCUGAGUUCGGAGUUCUGCACGCCACUCUUGGUUAAUAGCCUCUUAUCGAUGGCAAGCAUCAGCCCGUCGCACAUUUUCGUCUUUGGCAAAGAGACUAAAGGCCUUCGCAGGUUGAAAUGUCAAGGAAAAAUCGAACUGGCCUGGCUGAUGCUCCGGCAGGCUGUCCAAAUAGCCCAGGGUAUGGGGUUUUUUGGAGCUCCGCGGGUGUUACAUCAAUCCACGAAAAGCAUAUCACCAGAGAUGCAACGUGUCCAUGCUAUCACUUCCUGGGGCAUCUUUAACAUGAACUCAGAAAUGUCCAUGGAUCUGGAAAAGGGGGCUCAUUUGGAACGGCCUGUAUCAAGAGUCAAUUCAGGAGGCGACGAGGAUGUACCGUGGAUUCCGUAUCCGCGGUCCAACCAUAUCACAUAUACCAAACAGCCUGCCUGUCUCCCCGCAACCAGGGAGUUAUUAGCCGAAUUAACCAAUAUCACGGUGGAUACCCAGGAGCUUUUUUUCGAUCAAGGUGAAGGACUACCGAUCGGCUCGGAUGUCCUAAGUGCCAAAGCAAUUGAGCUUUAUAAUCGUCUGCAGCAAUGCCUCGAGAGCUGGGCCAAUGUGUCACGGAUGGCAAAGGAGUUCACUCCUCAGCAACUCGUCGUACGCAUCAAAUGCCUGCAAGCUAUGAUAGCUCUCCACCACAUGCUGUCUAGCCGUGAUCAACGGGGACCGGUAUCGGCUCGUUGGAAACAGUUGCAGCGGUACCAGAGCAAACUCGCCGAGGAGAUGGCUCAGUGUCUCCGUAUCCAGCGUCAGUCGUAUGGGCUCAAGUAUAUCCCCAGCCAGAUAGUCGACGCCACGGAGUUUUGUUUCCGAGUGCUAGUGUGGCAGCUGGAAAAUAGCGAUGGGGCGAGACAGGCAUUUAUUGAGUUAUGUCGGUUUGCCGUGGCUCUCAGUGAAAGGUUUCAGGGAGCAGCCGUGACGAUUCAGAGGAUCCAAUCUCUCGCGCAGAGUCAGACCCUCAGGCUACCUCCAGAAGCCAUCAACAUCCUGAAUGAUGCAGAGAACUGGAAGGGUAUCGACCCGUAA